AAAUCGAGAAUUCAGAACUCAAAACAUUGUGAGUGGAUCCACGGGCUUGUGGAGUAAGAUUGACCGGGAAGAGCUGUAAUGGAAAGAACUCUUCUUUCCCCUUCCCUGGCUUGGCUCUUCGCUUUCCCACCAUCGAUGCUCUCGCCAUUUCCCUGGUAGAGCAACGCAAUCAAACACAAAACUCUCUCUCUCUAUCUCACUGUUCCUCGUCCACUUUCACAAACAGCUGCUCUCUCUCUCUCUUCUUUUUACUCCCCCACCUUCCUUUCUCGCUCGCCAUAUCUGUCUCUUCUUUUGUCACUUUCUAUUUGCAUAGCAACCCCAAAAUCCGCCUCUCCAUCCCUUUGCACAUGCUCUCCAUCUUCAUCUUUCACAAUCUGGUCCUUCCCAAUUUCCUCCUCCCUAUUUCCUCCUCUUCCUCUUUCGGGUAACUUAACUUCCCUUCGAUUUACCCAAUUUCCCCCAGCUGGGUUCUUCCAAUCUCGCGCCUUUCCCAUUAGGGUUCCCUUCAAUUUUAGGGGGAAAUCAGUGAAGCAUCGCUUUUCAUCAUCCGGGCAAGUGUUAGGAUCUUGGGUUGUUUCGGAAUUUCAGUUCUCCGGGCAGCCUCUGCAGCAGCAGUCAAAUGUCACAGCAGGGGUAUGCAAUUGAGCUCUACUUCGACCCGGCGCUGGAAAACCAGGUCUUGAAAGCCUGGAACGUGCUAGCUCGCCGCCAAAUCAGCACGCAGCUCAUCGAAAUCGAGUCUCGCCCUCAUAUAACCCUGUAUUCCAACCCUUACAUCGACCCCACGAAGCUGGAAUCAGUAAUAAGGAGCUUUGCUGCAAGGCAAGAGCCUUUGCCUAUGUCUCUCUCCACCAUCGGCACCCUCCCCAGAGACAACAAUGUCCUGUUUCUAGCCCCCACGCCUUCGCUCUCUUUGCUUCAGUUUCAUUCUCAGCUCUGUGAUGCAAUGAGGAAGGAAGGAAUCGAGAUCGGGGAAGAGUACAGGCCUGAUGCUUGGGUUCCUUACUGUGCUGUGGCUCAAGACGUUCCCAAGGCGAGAAUGGCAGAUGCAUUCUGUGUUCUCAGAGACUUGAAGUUGCCUGUUAAUGGGUAUGCUAUGGAUAUUGGAGUUGUGGAGUUCACGCCAGUUCGUGAAUUAAGCUCCUUUGUGCUUGGUAACUCUGUAGAAUGAAUUGCUGUUGUUUGUUGUCUCUCAUUUAUAUUAACUUAAGCAAAUUUGUUUCAUUAAUAUGCUCCUUUCUCUUUUGGGUUACAAAGUUAGUUUUUUUCCUUCCUAUAAUGGGUGUUGUAAACUUAUAGCUAGUGGGAGAAAUUGCAGUUUCUGUUUAUGGACGUAAGAGUUGCUAAUGAGAAGAAUUCUGCUUUAAAAAACCGUCCACCGCUUGUUCUUUGCAUUUCCUAUCAAGUAAGCAGCCGUUAUGUUUUACUGAUAGUACUGAGUUUCUUCUAGCUGGUUGUUGUCUAACUUUUGCUUGCGGCUUUCGUUUUCUGUUGUUUUAGUGUGAAGAAUUUCUAUUAGCUUUGUUGAUAUCUCUUGUAGGAUGAGUCGUAUGAGAAUUGUCCAAGUCCGAAUUCCAGGCUGGUGCUGUGUAAUAUAUUAUCAUUGAUAGAAUGAAUCAGACUGACUGUACAAUGCUUAACACUGUCAGUUCCCUACGUGGAUAGCUCUCUUAUCAGUCUCAUUUGACUUGCAGCAACGACGUGUCGAUAAUCUGACGUACUAGGAUAGACAAAUCUAGUCUAGAUGCAUCCUUGUUGGUGAUUGUUUAUUUGGAAUCAAGUUUCUCUGCCGGCUUCUUGUUUCAUCAUUUGCUUUGGAACAAUCACUGACAGUUGUCGAACUUCUCGCUGCUAAUAUAUUGGAUAAUCUAAU
Messenger RNA from Linum trigynum, 1876 nucleotides. Lineage: Eukaryota; Viridiplantae; Streptophyta; Magnoliopsida; Malpighiales; Linaceae. The record is from the annotation of a GenBank genome assembly.